Bombina bombina (fire-bellied toad) is the source of this 2608-nucleotide messenger RNA. RefSeq names its product bisphosphoglycerate mutase (gene BPGM). The transcript is spliced from 3 exons. Gene Ontology annotation, biological process: glycolytic process. The record is from RefSeq and is a predicted model, not a curated record. The coding region runs from base 273 to 1052 and encodes 259 amino acids. Gene Ontology annotation, molecular function: intramolecular phosphotransferase activity. NCBI's taxonomy places the organism in Eukaryota, Metazoa, Chordata, Amphibia, Anura, Bombinatoridae.
AGAAGCUUGGGUUGCUGCAUCCUGUAGCAGAGGGAGGGGAGCUUGAGUAGUGUGACUACCACAACAACAUAGCUUGCUGUUACACAUCAGUGCCAGAUCUGUCUGCAGCAACACGGCUUGUGCAACAGCACCGCAAGAUCCGUAGACAUCCUGCUGCAGCAGCUGAGCCUGCCCAGACUGCAAAACAACGUUACUUGUCAUACAGAGCAGUUACUAGAGGUGAAUAAUCUUUCAGAGCCGGCUCUAAUAUUCUUCAGAAGUUAAACAUAAACAUGUCAAAAUUGAAACUUGUUAUGCUGAGGCACGGGGAAGGCGCUUGGAAUAUAGAAAACCGAUUUUGUAGUUGGGUUGACCAAAAGCUAAGUGCUGAUGGGAUUAAAGAAGCUAAAGCUUGUGGGAACCAUUUAAAGUCCUUAGGGUUUAAGUUUGAUCUUGUGUUUACUUCAAUCUUGAGCCGCUCAAUACAAACUGCUUGGAUAGUAUUAGAGGAGUUGGGUCAAGAGUGGGUUCCAAUCCAGAGUUCGUGGCGACUGAAUGAACGACAUUACGGAGCCCUCAUAGGCCUCAACAGAGCUGAGCUGGCUUUGAACCAUGGAGAGCAGCAAGUGAAGAUGUGGAGGCGAAGCUACGAUGUAACACCACCUCCUAUAGAUGAAAGUCAUCCUUAUUAUCAGACAAUUCACACAGAUCGUAGGUACUCCGUUUGUGACAUUCAAAGGGAAAAGCUGCCAAAAUCAGAGAGUUUGAAAGAAGUCCUUGAACGGCUUCUUCCCUUCUGGAAUGAAGUUAUUGCACCAGAAGUAAAGAAAGGGAAAAGUAUUCUUAUAUCUGCUCAUGGAAACAGUACACGGGCGUUACUAAAACAUUUAGAAGGAAUCUCCGACACUGACAUAAUAAACAUUUCACUUCCAACUGGUGUUCCUGUGCUUCUUGAGCUCGAUGAGAAUCUACGUCCAGUAAAGCCUCAUGAGUUCUUGGGUGAUCAACAGGCUAUCCAAGUUGCUAUAAAGAAAGUGGAAGAUCAAGGCAAAGUUCAGCCUAACAAUAAAUAAGAAUUUCUUGAAAUGUAACCCUUUGCUGUAAGGGGGAACCAUUGGUGCUUUUUGUGUUACUUUGCUCUGGAUUUGUAGCAAGCAAUGUGCAUAGGAUCAAUUUCUGGACACACGUUCAAAUAGGCGUUUGUAAAUAUUGGAACUUUUUUCUGUAUACAAAGACUGUGUUUGGCGAUUUGUUCACAGGCAUAUCUUUAAAUAUUAUUUAAUGAAUAGUAUUGGCCUUUACACCUUAGUGAACAGUUUGUUUGUCACUCCCUUUAAAUAAUGCAUUUGCAAAAUGUGAACUUGUAAAGUUGUAACUUUUAUCAUUUUUGAUGUUAGGGACAGUUAAUUUAUAACAAAUAAUUAAAUAUAUAUUUUUUAAAAAUAUAUUUAACAGCGUAUUUCCAACUUUAUUUUAAAAAUAAUAUUCUGACUUGUAGGAAAGAAAUAUUUAUUUUUGCUUCUGUAUGUAUAUUUUAUGUAAAUUGUUUUAUUAGAGUUUAUUUUUCGUGAAUGUAAAAUUCCUUACAAAAGUUUUUGUUGUGUUUUGCUUAUUAUUAUUACACCUUAAAGGGAUAUGAAACCCAAACUUUUCUUUCAUGGUUUAAAUAAAGCAUUCCAUUUUAAAGGGACAGUCUACACCUUAGUCAUACUUUAUAUUAAGCUGCAAAUAUCCUCCUGCACCCUUUUUAUAUUCUGUAGCAGUAACAAUAAAAAUGUUUAUUUUAAAAUGACUACUGUUUAUGGUCACUUUGAAAUGGUUGCCAACUGAUGACAUCACAAUCUGGGCUGCAUCUAUGCACUCUGCUGAAUUGCAUUGGAAGUCUAUUGAAUCCAAUUAGUGAGUCUUUUGUAACUAGUGAAGCCUUUAAUGCAGCCCAGAUUGUGAUGUCAUCAGUGGGCAGAGCUUGGCAGCCAUUUAAAAGUGACCACAAACAAUGGUCAUUUUAAAAUAACUUUUUUUACUGUUCCUGCUAGAUUGUUAUCCAUUUCCAGAAGCACUAGAUGGCAGCACUAAUUCCUGCCAUGUAGUGCUCCAGAUACCUACCUAGAAUAUCAUGAGAAUGAAGCAAAUUUGAUAAUAGAAGAAAAUUGGAAUUUUUUUUUAAAUGUUAUGCUCUGAAUCACAAAAGAAAAUCUUUGGGUUUCAUAUCCCUUUAAAUCAACCUCUUACCUCAAGCAACAUCAGAGGGUGAAACUAGAUAAGCACCCAGUUAUGAACCUAAUGACUGGUAGUAAGAAGAUUGUUGCUGUUCUGAUCUAGUUCAUUGUUUGCAAAUCAUGUCUAGAAAGUGGCAUGUAGAAUAGCUUGUUUCACACCUUUAAACUAAAAAACAACAUUUCUAGAGUUUUAAUCUCUUAAAUUGUGAGAAUUGUUCAGAAAUUAUAUCUUUGCUGUAAUAAUAAGAGUAAAUUUGAAUUGAAUUUUAUGAAAACCUGUUCCUCAAAACAUAUAAGCAGUUAUUUUGGAUUAAACCCUUUGUUGUUCAUUGUUUGAACUGUUCCCUAGGAGAAAAAAAAGACGAAGACUGCUUUUCUAACUAGCCAAAUAAAGGUGUUGUUAGAACUUG